Messenger RNA from Mesitornis unicolor (brown roatelo), 2797 nucleotides. RefSeq names its product probable ubiquitin carboxyl-terminal hydrolase FAF-X. Lineage: Eukaryota; Metazoa; Chordata; Aves; Mesitornithiformes; Mesitornithidae. The annotation marks the transcript as partial. The record is from RefSeq and is a predicted model, not a curated record. The transcript has 17 exons.
GUUAUGCAAUGGUAUCUGCAAGAUGGCAUGUUCUUGAGUUGGAGCUUUUUUUUAAGGCAAGCAGACGCUGGUACUUCAACUUUACUAAGUGGACUAUAAUUUCUUCUCUCACAACAACUACAUAAGCAGACAAAAUUGCAAAGAUCUGCCCUGUGUCGAGUAUGACAGCCACGACCCGUGGCUCUCCGGUAGGAGGGAAUGAUAGCCAGGGCCAGGCUCCUGAUGGACAGUCCCAGCCUCCCCUCCAGCAGAAUCAGACUUCUUCACCUGAUUCUUCCAAUGAGAACUCCCCAGCAACCCCGCCUGAUGAGCGGGGCCAAGCAGAUGCUCCACUCCAACUUGAAGAUGAGGAGCCUGCAUUUCCACACACAGACCUGGCAAAAUUAGAUGACAUGAUCAACAGGCCUCGAUGGGUUGUUCCUGUAUUGCCGAAAGGGGAAUUAGAAGUUCUUCUAGAAGCUGCUAUUGACCUAAGUAAAAAAGGCCUUGAUGUCAAAAGUGAAGCAUGCCAGCGAUUUUUUCGAGAUGGGUUAACAAUAUCUUUCACAAAAAUCCUUACAGAUGAGGCAGUGAGUGGCUGGAAGUUUGAGAUUCACAGAUGUAUUAUUAAUAACACUCAUCGACUAGUGGAACUCUGUGUGGCCAAGCUGUCCCAAGAUUGGUUUCCCCUUCUUGAACUUCUUGCCAUGGCCUUAAAUCCUCACUGCAAAUUCCAUCUAUACAAUGGUACUCGCCCCUCAGAAACUGUUCCUGCAGGAGUCCAGCUUGCUGAAGAUGAACUUUAUGCCCGUCCUCCUGACCCACGAUCACCAAAGGGUUGGCUAGUAGAUCUUAUCAACAAAUUUGGCACGUUAAAUGGAUUUCAGAUCUUGCAUGAUCGCUUUAUGAGUGGAUCAGCAUUGAAUGUUCAGAUAAUUGCAGCUCUCAUCAAGCCAUUUGGACAAUGUUAUGAAUUUCUAACAUUACAUACGGUGAAGAAGUAUUUCCUUCCAAUUAUAGAAAUGGUUCCACAAUUUUUAGAAAAUUUAACAGAUGAUGAACUGAAAAAAGAAGCAAAGAAUGAAGCCAAAAAUGAUGCUCUGUCAAUGAUAAUCAAAUCUCUAAAGAACUUAGCUUCAAGAGUUCCAGGACAGGAAGAAACUGUAAAAAAUUUAGAAAUAUUUAGGUUAAAAAUGAUACUUAGGUUGUUACAAAUUUCUUCUUUCAAUGGUAAAAUGAAUGCACUAAAUGAAGUUAACAAAGUAAUAUCCAGUGUGUCAUAUUAUACUCAUCGACAUGGUAAUCCUGAAGAGGAAGAAUGGCUUACAGCUGAAAGAAUGGCAGAAUGGAUCCAGCAGAAUAAUAUCCUGUCAAUUGUGUUGAGAGACAGUCUUCAUCAACCUCAGUAUGUGGAGAAGUUAGAAAAAAUUCUUCGUUUUGUCAUCAAAGAGAAAGCCCUCACUUUGCAGGAUCUUGACAACAUUUGGGCUGCGCAGGCAGGAAAACAUGAAGCCAUUGUGAAAAACGUACAUGACCUCCUAGCAAAAUUAGCUUGGGAUUUCUCUCCUGAACAGCUUGAUCACCUGUUUGAUUGUUUUAAGGCAAGUUGGACAAAUGCAAGCAAGAAGCAACGUGAGAAGCUACUUGAGUUAAUUCGUCGUCUUGCAGAGGAUGACAAGGACGGUGUGAUGGCACACAAAGUGCUGAACCUUUUGUGGAAUUUGGCUCAUAGUGAUGAUGUACCAGUUGAUAUCAUGGACCAGGCUCUUAGUGCCCAUAUUAAAAUCUUAGAUUACAGCUGUUCACAGGAUCGAGAUACACAAAAGAUCCAGUGGAUAGAUCGCUUUAUAGAAGAGCUUCGCACAAAUGACAAAUGGGUCAUUCCUGCACUGAAACAAAUUAGAGAAAUUUGCAGUUUGUUUGGUGAAGCACCACAAAACUUAAGUCAAACUCAGCGAAGUCCCCACGUGUUUUACCGACAUGACUUAAUCAAUCAGCUUCAGCACAAUCAUGCCCUAGUUACAUUGGUUGCAGAAAAUCUCUCCGCCUAUAUGGAAAGCAUGAGGCAGUAUGCUAAAGAGCAUGGUGAAUAUGAUCCUCAAACUGUAAGACCAGGAAGCAGGUACAGUCAUGUGCAGGAAGUACAGGAGCGACUUAACUUCUUACGAUUUUUAUUGAAGGAUGGUCAGCUGUGGCUCUGUGCCCCUCAGGCGAAGCAAAUAUGGAAGUGUUUAGCUGAAAAUGCGGUUUAUCUUUGUGAUCGCGAAGCCUGUUUUAAAUGGUAUUCCAAACUAAUGGGGGAUGAACCAGACUUAGACCCUGACAUUAAUAAGGACUUCUUUGAAAAUAAUGUGCUUCAGCUGGAUCCUUCCCUAUUAACAGAAAAUGGAAUGAAAUGUUUUGAACGUUUCUUCAAAGCUGUGAACUGUCGAGAAGGAAAGCUAGUAGCAAAGAGACGAGCCUAUAUGAUGGAUGAUCUGGAGUUAAUAGGAUUAGACUACCUUUGGAGGGUUGUGAUUCAGGGAAAUGACGACAUCGCAAACAGAGCAAUAGAUCUUCUUAAAGAGAUCUAUACUAAUCUUGGCCCAAGGUUACAAGUUAAUCAGGUAGUGAUUCAUGAAGACUUCAUUCAGUCCUGCUUUGAUCGUCUAAAAGCCUCGUAUGAUACAUUAUGUGUGUUGGAUGGAGAUAAAGACAGUAUCAAUUGUGCAAGACAAGAAGCAAUACGAAUGGUGAGAGUGUUGACUGUUUUAAGAGAGUAUAUAAAUGAAUGUGACAGUGAUUACCACGAAGAGAGGACUAUUCUACCGAUGUCAAG